AAAAAAAUCACGUUUUUUCCCUUCUUAUUAAAUAACACGUUACCCCCUUAAAAAAAGAACGUUUUUUUUUUCAUUAUUAUUAAAUAACACGUUCAUGUUUUUUUUUUUUUUUUAGGGGGGGGUGUGUAACAAUUUCAGUGGGGAACGAUGAUUUGAGACGGACGAACGUCGCUCCACACUUGCACGAAGAGUCCAAGGACCGCCGGCGACGCCCCCCCAGUGAGGUCACGUCGCGUGGCCGCGUCCCGUGACGUUCCCGAUGGGCGGCUCGUCAACAACAGCCGCUCUGUGUGUGCGUGUGGCGGGAGGAACGCCGCAGCGGGGACGGAGCCGGUGCGUGUUGUUUUGGGUUGUAACCCCGCAGACAGCCAGCGCCGACCGGAGGGCAGCAGUCAGCAGGGGCCUGUGGAAAAGAUGGCGGACGUAGGGAGCGACGAGACGCGGGCCGCUCUCCCUUCGGCAUCCCACCACAACGGCCCGGCGGCGGCGUCCGCACCGACGGCGGGCACCGCGGGCCUCAGCCCGGCUACCGUGACGUCGGGUCCGCGGAUGGUGCGGAUCGUCAAGUCCGAGUCCGGCUACGGCUUCAACGUCCGCGGGCAGGUCAGCGAAGGCGGCCAGCUGCGGAGCAUCAACGGGGAACUGUACGCUCCUCUCCAGCACGUCAGCGCCGUGCUGCCCGGCGGUGCUGCGGACCGGGCGGGCAUCGCCAAGGGUGACCGCAUUCUGGAAGUCAACGGCGUGAGCGUGGAAGGCGCCACCCACAAGCAGGUGGUGGACCUGAUCCGCGCCGGCGAGAAAGAGCUGGUCCUGGCCGUGCUGUCGGUCCCGUCGCAGGACGCCGACGGCCUGGAGGGCGCCGACGACGUGCAGCCCAACUACGACUACGGCGACAAGCAGGCCGUGCCCAUCUCCAUCCCCACCUACAAGCACGUGGAGCAGCACUCCGAGAGGUUUGUGGUAUACAACGUGUACAUGUCGGGGCGGCAGCUGUGCUCCAAGCGCUACCGGGAGUUCGCCAUCCUCCACCAGAACCUCAAGCGCGAGUUCUCCAACUUCAGCUUCCCAAAGCUGCCCGGCAAGUGGCCCUUCUCGCUGUCCGAGCAGCAGCUGGAUGCCCGGCGCCGAGGCCUGGAGGAAUACCUGGAGCGAGUUUGUUCUGUACGGGUGAUCGGGGAGAGCGACAUCAUGCAGGAGUUCCUCUCGGAAUCAGACGAGAACUACAACGGCGUGACAGACGUGGAGCUGCGAGUGGCGCUGCCCGACAAGACCGCCAUCUCCGUAAGGGUGCGCAAGAACAGCACCACGGACCAAGUCUACCAGGCGUUGGUGGUGAAGGUCGGCAUGGACAGCAUCAUGGCCAGCUACUUUGCCCUCUUUGAAGUCAUCAAUCACACGUUUGUGCGAAAGCUGGCGCCCAACGAGUUCCCGCACAAGCUUUACGUGCAGAACUACACAUCGGCGGUGCCGGGCACUUGCUUGUCGCUGCGCAAGUGGCUCUUCAGCUUCCAGGAGGAGGAGCUGCUCCGGGACAACCCGCUGGCGCUGCACUACUGCUUUCACCAGGCACUGGAUGAUGUGAAGAAGGGAUUCAUAAAAACAGAGGACAAAUCCUACCAGCUGCAGAAGCUGGCAGAGCAGCGCAAGAUGGCCACGUACCUGAGCCAGCUGCGCUCGUGCGAGGGCUACAACGAGGUGGUUUUCCCGCACUGCUCCUGCGACUCCCGGAGGAAGGGCCACGUCGUCACGGCCAUUAGCAUCCACCACUUCAAGCUGCACGCCUGCACCGAGGACGGCACGCUGGAGAACCAGGUGAUCGCGUUUGAGUGGGCCGAGAUGCAGCGCUGGGACACGGACGAGGAGGGCAUGGCCUUCUGCUUCGAGUACGCCCGAGGGGAGAAGAAGCCCCGCUGGGUCAAGAUCUUCACUCCAUACUUCAACUACAUGCACGAGUGCUUCGAGCGGGUCUUUUGUGAGCUCAAGUGGAGGAAGCAGGUCGAGGAAGAGGCUUCCGACAAAGACAACAAAAACUGCAGCAACAACGAGUUUCUGCCGCCUCUGGAGACGCAGCAGAAGGCCUGGCGCCACCUAGGGGGGGAGAUCGCCACGUCCUAAACGAACGGCAAAACCGCCAACCAUACCCCCCACCCCACCCACCAACGCCCUCCCCCCGCUCCGCACUGAACUCUCCCACUCGCAUCGUCACACUCACCCCUUCCCCGAGAGCGCGCCCAUCGAUCAGAUCACACCAGGACUUGCGGGACGGCCGGGAGGCAGUCGGCACCCCCCGCCCCCCUCCCCUGGAGAAAGAUCAAACUGGGAUUUUUUUUUUUUUUGCAGGAGGGGGCAGGACUAUAGGAACACGUCACACAAUUAAUCAAGGGAUACGUACAAAGACGAGCGAUGAAGGGAAGUCCGCUUUCAUUUCAUUCCAUCCGAUCUCCAUCCCGUGUGUCUGUGAGAUGCCCCCCAACCCCCUCCCCCCACACGCCACGAGCCGCCGCACGCGUCGGUCGGCGUGCGACGGACGGGAACGUGAGCCGGAAACGGGACUUUGGGGGGGUGAGGCAGGUGAUCCGAUACGCUCGGCGCGGAGCGAGCCCGCGGCCGCCUUAGCGAAAAGGGACGGUGUAAAAAAAAAAAAAAAAAAUGGCGUGCUAUCGCUAGCGAAAGAUGCAAAGUCUGAUGCUGGAUAUGAACAAAAAUGUUUUCUAUUAGUGGGGUCUGUUUUUGUUUUUUUGUUUUUUUUUGCUGUUGUUGUUUGUCGUUUUUGUCCGAAAACGCACAUGACAAAAAAAAUGUAACUGUUCUAAUCGUGUGUACGUUUAACAAGCAUAUUUUUUCCCCCUGAUCAAAUAUAGAUUAAUAUAAGAGCUAUAACAAUUGAUUUAUUGGUUCCGGCAUUCAUUGUAUGGAAAGUCACAUGGGCAUUUUAUUCAAUAUAUUUGGUAGUAAUCCUCACGUUCCAUGUAGUAGUACCUUAUUUGUCCUCACAGUAGAUUGACUGUCAUACUAGUAGUGGGUUUUUUUUUCCAGUGACAAGUGCCGCCUUUGGUAUACUAGUACACAUUAAACCUUCAUGGUGAACUACUGUCCUGCACUACUGGGCUCAACGGCGGUAAAAUGGCUUCCACUUGUAAACUUUAAGGUACUCAAAAGUGCUUUAAACUUAGUUAUCUCUCGUGCACUAGUAGCCUCCGGGAUUCUACUAGCGCCAAAAUGCUCCCUCAAUAGUUUUGCCUCAGUUGUAACACACAUAGUUACAGUUGCUAGUGUGCAGAAAUGCCAUACAGUAGUGGGGAAAGCGUCAAGUCACUCGUCGUACUAGUACAGUUGCUCGUCUUACUAGCGAGGACAAAUAGCUUACUAGUACAUGGUUGUUAAGAUGUAUAUAAAAGCGCGUUAAAGAAAUGCUCCAUUGGCUUUCCGUGCAAUAUAAUUGGACGGGUCUCCGUUUGUUUUUUUCGGGCAAAAUUAAGUAAUGUUAUGUGAUGCAGUUCUCCAAAUGGACAAUAGAGGGCAACAUUUGUGCGUAUGUGAGCCAUUGCGGCGUGCAGCCCAGCAAAGUGCCCCCCCCCCAACCCCACCCUCCCUCAUGCAAAUGGUGGCUCCAUCAAGCAGGUGUGUGUGUAAA
This is a messenger RNA of Syngnathoides biaculeatus (alligator pipefish), 3634 nucleotides long. RefSeq names its product sorting nexin 27a (gene snx27a). The transcript has 13 exons. Gene Ontology annotation, molecular function: protein binding; phosphatidylinositol-3-phosphate binding. Gene Ontology annotation, cellular component: early endosome. The record is from RefSeq and is a predicted model, not a curated record. Lineage: Eukaryota; Metazoa; Chordata; Actinopteri; Syngnathiformes; Syngnathidae. The coding region runs from base 415 to 2115 and encodes 566 amino acids. Gene Ontology annotation, biological process: signal transduction; intracellular protein transport.